UUCUUUAGAAAAUGGAUUCAUGCGUCACAGGAAGUUUUAAUUAUGAUGCAAUGUCUGCUGAUAUCGCCAUUGUGUGUCAGAUUGAAAUAAAUGUUGUCGCACAACGUAAACUGUGUAACAUUGUAUGUAUAAAACGUUAAAACAUCGUUUCUCGUUGUGUGGUACAUAAGAUGUUCAUGUUCUAGAGACAAUAAAGUCCAUAAGUGUGUUUGGCCUGUCCAGUACCGCUCGGACUCGUUCAACAUGCUCUGACAUGCCCCAAAUAUGGGCUUACUAUCAUGAGAGCAGGAACGUUUACAAAUAAACGUCCAUAUGACCAUAUCUGAUAAUAUGUUGCCACGUGUAGAAUCUAAAGUUGAAAGCAUGCUCAGGCUUCAGAAGAGAUUGGCAUCCAGUGUUUUGCACUGUGGCAAGAAGAAGGUGUGGCUGGACCCAAAUGAGACCAAUGAAAUUGCCAACGCCAACUCCCGGCAGCAGAUUCGUAAAUUGGUGAAGGAUGGUCUGAUCAUCAAGAAACCGGUUACGGUUCACUCUCGUGCUCGAUGCCGUAAGAAUACACUGGCACGGCGGAAGGGCCGUCACAUGGGUGUAGGUAAGAGAAAGGGUACAGCAAACGCUCGUAUGCCUGAGAAGCUGUGCUGGAUGAGACGCAUGCGUAUUCUGCGGCGACUUCUGAGACGUUACAGAGAGUCCAAGAAGAUUGACAGGCACAUGUACCACAGCUUGUAUCUGAGGGCAAAGGGCAACGUGUUCAAGAAUAAACGUAUCUUGAUGGAGCACAUACACAAGCUCAAAGCAGACAAGGCCCGCAAGAAGCUGUUAGCUGAUCAGGCUGAAGCCCGUCGCACAAAGACGCGUGAGGCACGGAAGCGUCGUGAGGAGAGACAGCAGGCUAAGAAAGAGGAAAUCAUUAAAACUCUUUCCAAAGAUGAAGAGACCAAGAAAUAAGAUUAUCUUUUUAUUAUGUCCUAAAUGUUCUUCAGUUCACCAAGUGAUGAAAAUAAAUAUAAAAUGUAUUGUC
Messenger RNA from Myxocyprinus asiaticus (Chinese sucker), 1021 nucleotides. RefSeq names its product 60S ribosomal protein L19. Bases 313 to 948 code for a protein of 211 amino acids. Gene Ontology annotation, cellular component: cytosolic large ribosomal subunit; ribosome. The record is from RefSeq and is a predicted model, not a curated record. Gene Ontology annotation, molecular function: RNA binding; structural constituent of ribosome. Lineage: Eukaryota; Metazoa; Chordata; Actinopteri; Cypriniformes; Catostomidae. The transcript is spliced from 6 exons. Gene Ontology annotation, biological process: translation.